Nasonia vitripennis (jewel wasp) is the source of this 2344-nucleotide messenger RNA. RefSeq names its product SET domain-containing protein SmydA-8 (gene SmydA-5). The record is from RefSeq and is a predicted model, not a curated record. The transcript is spliced from 5 exons. Bases 400 to 1842 code for a protein of 480 amino acids. Lineage: Eukaryota; Metazoa; Arthropoda; Insecta; Hymenoptera; Pteromalidae.
AAAUAACAAAUGUGAAUGACUGUCAAGUAUCUGAUUAUUAUGAAAAGUUUGAUCUGCAGAUGCAAGGCAGUUCAACGUUCCUCGAUGGGCCCCACAUGCUCUUCUAAUUCUGGCGCGUUAAAAUUAAACACAUCCCCACCCGAGUAUUCUACAGCUUUUCUUAGAGGCCGUAGAGCAGAUACGAACUUCCUUGCACCCGGUACAAUUUUUUAGGCAGCAGCAGUUACAUUCUAUAAAUCGUUAUUAAAGUUAAAGUUUUUAUUUAAAUAACAAAGUAGAUCUAUUUAUUUUGUGAAUACCACCAUGUGUUUUACGUAAAAAGUUGUUAAUCUAAAUUAUUCGAAUAACAUUUUGUGCAAAUAGUAUAGUGAAUCGAGCCGACCAACCUCGACCUCAGCGAUGAGCGACACCGGCAAGACGGAGGGCAGCUGCGCCGUCUGCAGCAAGGCGGCGACAACGCGCUGCGGGAGCUGCAAGCUCGCCUUCUACUGCGGCAAGGAGCACCAGCGCGAGCACUGGCCGCGCCACAAGACCAGCUGCCGAGCUUACGAGGAGCGCGAGAACCAGGAGCUGGGCCGUCACCUGCUGGCGACGCGCGAUCUCAAGCCCGACGACCUCAUCAUCUCCGAGGCGCCGAUCGUCUGGGGCCCCUCGUCUCACGUCGAAGAGCGCGUCUGCGUCGGCUGCGGUGUCAGGGACGCCGUCUGUCGCUGCCCAAACUGCGCCUGGCCUGCCUGCAGACUCGCCUGCGACGGACUCGUCGACGAGAACCGACACGGCUACGAGUGCGGCAUCCUCGCCAAGGCCCGACUCAUGCCCAGGUGCGACUACCUGCUGAUACUGCGAGUGCUGAUUCUGCGCCGCAAGAACCCGAAGAAGUGGCGCGUCCUGUCGAAGCUCCAGAGUCACGAAGAGAGUCGAGGUCCCGGCACCGAGGCCCACGAGGAGAUGGAGGCCGUGAAGCAGUACCUCGGCUCCCUGCUGUCCCUGGACCAGGGAUCGGCCGAGGCUCUGCCCAAGGUCUGCGGCCUCAUCGACGUGAACGCUCUGGAAACCAACCCGCCCGAAGGCUCGGCAGCCAUUUACGAGACCGCCUGCCUCCUCGAGCACCGCUGCGUCGCCAACACGAGGUACAGCUUCGAGCUCGACGAGCAGGGCAGGCCGAGGAUCAACGUCUACGCCGUCACGGACAUCAAAAAGGCCGACCACCUGAGCACGACGUACACGCACGUGCUGUGGGCGACGCGGGUCCGGCGGGAGCACUUGCUCGCGACCAAGUACUUCAGCUGCCGGUGCGAGCGCUGCGCCGAUCCGACGGAGCUCGGCAGCCACCUCGGCACGCUCAAGUGCCCCUGCGAGAAGGGCUUCGUCACCCCCGACGAUCCCCUCAACCCCGAGACCGACUGGUCCUGCAAGGACUGUCCCGGCGUCCUGAGCGCCGGAGAGGUCGCCCAGCUCACCGACAGACUCGGCGAGGAGGUCGACGCAGCCAUGAGCGCCGCCGACAAGGACAUCAUGUCCGACCUGCUGUUCCGCUUAACCGUACUGCUGCAUCCGUGUCAUCAGCACUGCCUCACGAUCGGCCAUUCGCUGAUGCAACUGCUGCCCGCCGACGACCCCAAGAAGGCGGAACUCUGCCAGCGAAUGAUCGACACAAUCGCUCUGGUCGAUCCUUACGGGGCGCGUCUGUCGCUGUACCGCGCGAUCGCGUUGCGCGAGCUGUCGAUGUGUCCCGGCCAGGACAGGAACGAGCUUUUGUUCAAGGCGAUCCAAGCCCUGCGCUACGAGCCGCCCCACAGCGCGAGCGGCUUGCUGGCUAAAGUCAUACUGGCUGAGAUCUGAGUCGUUUUUUUUCUCUUGUGGGGUAUAGAACGUUAUUUGUAUUUGCGACCGAGAGAAUGCGUUGGUCUGCUUUUUGCUAUGAUGACUAUAUAAAUGACCGCAUUGAUAUUGAUUGCUUUAUCUUUUGAAUGGCGUACAGGCAGGGGUAAAUUAUUAGCUGGGUGAAUGGCGAAAUCGUUGGGAGAGUACAAGGAUAUCGUAGGCGACACACGCUCGACAUUUCUUUGCAAUUCCAAUGCCAGAGUAGCUUGCUGAACGAGAAUGUAAAUAUUAAAUAAAUACAUUUAUGCGGCAGGCUUCUCGCAAAAUUAAGUAAAUACUUUCAGACGCUGAUUAGCUAUUAUUGGAUCGCUAUAAAAGACCAUCGAGAUUAUUUGCAUCAUCUACAGUUAGAGUGUAGAUAGCACAUUUCGUUAUUAUUUGGACGAAACAGUAAGCUAUAUAGUUUAUAAUUAUAAAUUUAUACAUCAAAUAAUACAAUAAAUCAAAUGAUUAUUUCUUA